AUGGUAGUAUGUACAACGAUCCGUAGAUCUUUGUUAAGACACGAAAACCCUUACCAAUGCAAGCUAAGGCUCCAUGCCCCGUUGCUUCAUCUUCAGACGCAGCAAGUUGGGCUUGGGACAGCUUGGAGUCUUUGCGUCCUCUCCUCGCGCCUUGUAGAAGGCAUUACAGCACUCAUAGAGGGCAUUGAUCUGGGACUGGCAUUUCUCCUCCUGAAUGUUCUGUCUGUGACCUACAGCUCGUGGAUGGCAAGGCGGGUCAAAUGCUAUGUCUUCCUUAAGUCCGCCCUGCUAUCUGUUACUCUCAACUCAAACGGGAGUCAGUGGUUACACUCAUACCAUGACGCAAUAUACUAUACUCAGCCAGAAAACCGGCAACAAGACAGAAAGGAAGCUCAAGUCUCAGUAAGAGUAGUAACACCUUUGAUCUCAUUCACUGCAGCGAAGCAGCGGGAAGUUGGACCUGCGCCGCAAAAUAGAUUCUCCGAUAUUUAUAACUGGUGGGGGUUGCCUUCAUCGCCUCCAGCUCAGUUCAACACCCAUCCUUUUCUUCUCCCAGUCGUUUCUCACGUCCACCAGCUUCUCCUUCUCGUCCGUCUCUCUGCCGGUGUUCUAGCGCGUAGUUCCGAUCUUCCCAAGCGGCAAACAGGUGAGCCACUCAAACACCGCAGCAGUGACGAACGACUUGCGACGGGAAGUCCAUGA
Molecule: messenger RNA, 702 nt
Organism: Aspergillus niger
Lineage: Eukaryota; Fungi; Ascomycota; Eurotiomycetes; Eurotiales; Aspergillaceae
Exons: 3
Coding region: 1-702 (233 amino acids)
Source: RefSeq, a predicted model, not a curated record